Molecule: messenger RNA, 1452 nt
Organism: Didymosphaeria variabile
Lineage: Eukaryota; Fungi; Ascomycota; Dothideomycetes; Pleosporales; Didymosphaeriaceae
Exons: 3
Coding region: 1-1452 (483 amino acids)
Biological process (GO): transmembrane transport
Cellular component (GO): membrane
Molecular function (GO): transmembrane transporter activity
Source: RefSeq, a predicted model, not a curated record
AUGUCGAACUACGAGGAUGCAGCUGGAGAGAAGGAUCUCGAGAAAUACAAUAAUAACGAACGCGUCGAUGCGCUUGAAGACUACUUCGAUCCAGUUGCAACGAAGGCCCUGGUGUGGAAACAAGAUCUGCGGAUCGUUCCUCUGGCGGCGGCCAUCUACCUUCUCUGUUACUUAGAUCGAAGCAAUAUUGGCAAUGCGAAGACACUCAACGCUAGUCAAAAUGAAUCCCUCCUACAGUUGACGCAUAUGACCAAUUAUCAGUACACGAUUGCUCUAAUGGUCUUUCUCGUCGCAUAUGCCGUCUUCGAAGUUCCGUCAAAUUACUUCCUCAAAAAAUGUAAGCCCAGCCGAUGGAUUGCCUUCCUCAUGUUCUCAUGGGGGGCAUGUACAAUUGGCCUCGGAGGCGCCCAAAACUAUGCUACUGUCACCGCCGUGCGUUUCCUCCUCGGCAUGUUCGAAGCUGGUCUUUUUCCUGGCCUAGUCUACUACCUUACAUUCUGGUACCGAGCGAAGGAGCGAUCGAUGCGUGUUGCAAUCAUUCUCGCUUCAGCAACGCUAGCAGGCGCUUUCGGAGGCGCGAUUGCGUAUGGCGUGGGUCAUAUGAAGUUGGUUUCAGGCCUUGCUUCAUGGCGGUGGCUCUUCAUCCUGGAAGGCAUACCGUCGUGCGCUUCCUCCGUGGCGGUCUGGUUCUUCUUGCCUGAUUAUCCCGAGGAAGCGAAAUGGCUCACCACUGCUGAGCGUGAACUCGCCGUCGCGCGUCUCGAAAAGGAAGGCUCAAAGGGCGAUGCUCCGUCUUUGACGUGGGAGACUGCGAAAGAAACAAUACUUGAUGCUCGUCUCUGGAUUCACUACAUCAUUUACUUCGGCAUCUCGGCGCCUUUCAGUUCACUCUCGCUUUUCACUCCAACCAUCACAGCAGGCUUAGGGUACGAAAAUCUGCAGGCACAGCUUAUGACUAUUCCACCAUACGCCGUUGCUUACGUUGUGAGUAUUGUCACCGCCUGGUCAUCUGAUCACUUCAACGCGCGCGCUCUGCACUCCGCUGUCCUCUCCACCAUCGGCGCUGUCGGGUUCCUCGCAUCCGCCGUCCUUCCUGCAGACAGCUACCACGCCCGCUACGGCUGCCUAAUCGUCGCAGCCAGUGGCGCUUUCUCUUGUAUCCCUCCGCUGCUAGGUUGGCUGAGCAGCAACAUGCACACCACAGCAGCUGCUGGGCUUGCAAUCGCCUUGAACGUGUCGUGGGGAGCACCGGGUCAGAUCGUUGGUGUGUGGAUUUAUAAGGCUGAUGAGAAAGAGAAGGGAUAUCCCACGGGGCACUGGACGAACUUCGCGAUGCUGCUCAUGGUCGCUGUUGGGUGCGUUGGAAUGAGGUUCUAUUACCAGUGGAGGAACAAGAAGAUUCGGAGCCUAGGACCUGAUGCAUCAGGUGUAAUGAGGGAGUUCAGCUACUGA